AUGGUGGGGGACAAGAACAAUUCUUGCAACAACAGACCGGCAGGGAUGAUGGAAAUGAAUAGGGUGCCGGCGGUGGAAACAAAUUUGGUGCCGAUGGAAUUUGUUAAUGAGGGAUUUUGUGAGAAUUUGAAUUUGUUAAUCAAUGGAGCAGAUGGAUUUCAAUUAGAAUAUAAAAAAACUCCGGUGGAAAAAAAAUUCCGGCGGGAGUUGGCGACGGUCGACGGUGGAAUGGAGCGGUUUCCGGUGAAAAUUGAGGGAUUUGAUUUCUUACCAAAAAAAAUAUCAAAUGAAGUUGAAAAUACAUCUACCAACAAUUCUUUACCAGAUUUAAACAUUCCUUACCAAAUUCCAAAUGAUGUUCCUCACUUCAACAUUCCCUGUCAACCAAUACCAAACUAUAUUCCAGACUUAAAUAUCCCUUUUGAACAACAACACAGUGACAAUGAAAGCUAUCAAGAUAAUGUACCGCCUGAAGAUGUUGAUCCUGAAAACAUUAUCAACGAUGGUAUAUCAAGAAAGUGUUUGACGAAUACUCAACGAAAUGUUAUUUUUCAAUCUCUACUUGCGAAGAGUAAUAAUGGAAUCAUAAAAAAGGGAGCGAUAUCUCAGGUAGCAUCACAAUUUUCUGUUAAUAGAAAAGCUGUGAGUAACAUUUGGUCGAAGGGUAAAAGGUGCAUGGAAAAUGAAUCAACGGUUGAUGUUUGUAAGAACCUUCGAGCACGCUCUAAACGGGUAGUAUUAACAUUCGAUCAAGUUUCUUCUAUUACGCUUCGAGAUCGUACAACUAUACAGAGAAUGUCAACUGCUUUAAGUAUUUCAAAAACAACGCUCCAUAGACGGAUUAAAGAAGGUGAAAUAAAAGCUCACUCCAAUUCUUUGAAGCCAUUUUUAACUGAAGAUAAUAAAAAGGUGAGGCUGAAAUUUUGCAUUGACAUGAUUAAUCAAGGUACUAUUAAUUCAAGGCCUUUAUUUACUGAUAUGUAUAAUCACGUGCAUAUUGAUGAGAAAUGGUUCUACUUGACAAAGGUUUCACAAAAAUAUUACCUUCACCCUCAAGAAAUUGAACCGCUACGUACUUGUAAAAGUAAAAGGUUCAUUACGAAGGUCAUGUUUUUAGCCGCGGUUGCUCGACCGAACGUCAGAACAUCUGAUGAAAUAUUUUCUGGUAAGAUUGGUAUUUUUCCUUUUAUUUUUAAGGAACCGGCAAAACGAAAUAGCAAAAAUCGAAUUGCUGGAACCUUAGAAACAAAGGCCAUCGAAAAUGUGAAUAAAGAUGUAAUACGUCAAUGUUUGAUUGAGAAAGUUUUGCCUGGUAUUCGCACAAAAUGGCCUGAAAAUAGAUCAAGGGUCAUAUUCAUUCAACAGGACAAUGCAAGACCUCAUAUAAAGCCCGACGACGAUAAAUUUCUUCAAGAAGCUCGAAAGGAUGGUUUUGAUAUUCAAUUACGUUUUCAACCUCCUAAUAGUCCCGAUUUGAAUGUCUUGGAUCUUGGUUUUUUUAGAUCAAUCCAAUCUCUUCAACAAUAA
This is a messenger RNA of Mercurialis annua (annual mercury), 1527 nucleotides long. RefSeq lists its product as uncharacterized. The record is from RefSeq and is a predicted model, not a curated record. The transcript is spliced from 4 exons. The coding region runs from base 1 to 1527 and encodes 508 amino acids. NCBI's taxonomy places the organism in Eukaryota, Viridiplantae, Streptophyta, Magnoliopsida, Malpighiales, Euphorbiaceae. Gene Ontology annotation, molecular function: nucleic acid binding.